AUGGCAGACUCGACUCGGCCUCUUCUCUCCGAUUCCAACUUGUCCGAGUCAAAGCUUCCACCACCAAAAUCCCUCGACGAGACGAUCGAGCAGUGCAUCGGAAACUUCGGGUGGGCACAGUUUCUCCAAACUGCUUUAAUCUCAUUGGCUUGGCUCUUCGACGCUCAACAAACAUUCAUCACCGUCUUCACCGACUCACAACCCACGUGGCACUGCGUCGACUCGGGCCCAGCCAACUCAGUCUGCAACUCGUCCUCCAACCUCUGCACCUUACCCAACCAAACCUGGUCCUGGGACUUCAAGCCACACGUGUCAAUCGUAUCUGAGUGGGGCCUACAGUGUGCGGGCUCGUUCAUCAACGGUUUGCCUGCAAGCUCAUUCUUCCUCGGAUGUCUAAUCGGUGGCUUAGCUCUGUCUACGCUCGCUGACUCGUCGCUCGGCCGUAAAAACAUGCUCUUGUUGUCAUGUCUCAUUAUGUCUCUGUCUUCGAUGUUAACAGCUUUCUCAACGAACAUUUGGCUUUACGCCUUCUUGAGAUUCGUGAACGGGUGUGGGCGAGCAACAGUCGGGACUUGCGCGCUCGUUCUGUCGACGGAGCUAGUCGGUAAAAAAUGGCGAGGACAAGUCGGUGCGAUGGGAUUCUUCUGCUUCACGUUAGGGUUUUUAUCGCUUCCAAUGUUAGGUUACAUCAAUAACGGGAAUUCUUGGAGGUAUCUCUACGUUUGGACAUCCAUACCAACUCUAGUCUACUGUAUGGUAGUCCGGUUUUUCGUCCGGGAGUCGCCUAGAUGGCUUAUCGUGAAGGGGCGUAAAGAAGAAGCCGUAUCGACUCUCCAAAGCAUUUCUUCUAACAAAAACACUAUGAGCUUCUCCAACUUAUGUUUUGAUGUAAAAGAGGAUGGAUCCGGAUCAAACCCUGAUGUCUACGACGCGUUAAAGAUCUUGGUGAGGAAGCCUUGGUCACUUUGGAGAUUAUUAACGGUUAUGGCGGUUGGAUUCGGUAUCGGUAUGGCUUACUACGGAAUGCCGUUAGCCUUGGCGAAUCUGAACUUCAAUCUUUACUUAGGUGUUGUGUUCAACGCCUUGUCAGAAUUCCCAGCGUUUCUUGUAACGUUUUUCUUCUUUGAUAAAAUCAACAGAAGAGUCGCGUUGAUCGGGUUCACAGCUCUAAGUGGAAUCUCUAGCGUUCUAGUCGCUGCGUUAGGACACCAAAUAGGGUCAUUGCAGAUAGUGCUAGAGCUGGUUUCGUUUUUCAGCGCGUGCACCGCGUUUAACAUGACGCUUAUAUACACGAUCGAGCUGUUUCCGACAUGUGUAAGGAACUCGGCGAUGGCGAUGGUGAGGCAGGCCUUGGUGUUUGGCGGCGUUUUUAGUCCGGUGAUGGUUGCUGCGGGUCGGGAAAAUCCGUUUUGGUCGUAUGGGUUGUUUGGGUUGGUCAUAGGGCUGUUUGGAUUGUUUGUGGUUGGGUUGCCAGAGACUAGAGGAAGUGUUCUAUGUGACACUAUGGACGAGGAAGAGUAUAAGAAUUUGACAAAAGAACAAAUUAUUGGUUGA
This is a messenger RNA of Microthlaspi erraticum, 1554 nucleotides long. Lineage: Eukaryota; Viridiplantae; Streptophyta; Magnoliopsida; Brassicales; Brassicaceae. The record is from the annotation of a GenBank genome assembly.